AUGAAUAUAAUUAGAGAAAACAGAGAUCUGGCUUGUUUCUACACAACAAAACAUUCAUGGAGGGGAAAGUACAAGCGAGUGUUUUCUGUUGGAACUCAUGCCAUCACCACCUACAAUCCCAACACGCUAGAAGUUACAAAUCAGUGGCCUUAUGGAGAUAUCUGUAGUAUUUCUCCUGUUGGAAAAGGACAAGGAACAGAAUUUAGUCUCACUUUUCGCAAGGGGAGCGGGAAAAAGUCUGAAACUCUGAAGUUCUCCACAGAACACAGAACAGAACUCCUUACUGAGGCGCUGAGAUUCAGGACAGACUUCUCAGAAGGCAAAAUCACAGGACGGAGGUACAACUGCUACAAACAUCACUGGAGUGACACAAGGAAGCCUGUGAUUCUGGAAGUAACUCCUGGAGGUAUUGACCAAAUAGAUCCUGCAACAAACAAAGUCCUGUGCUCCUAUGACUACAGAAACUUUGAAGGCUUUGUUGAUAUUACUGGCUAUCAGGGCGGCUUCUGUAUCCUCUAUGGGGGAUUUAGUAGAUUGCACUUGUUUGCAUCUGAGCAGAGGGAGGAAAUUAUCAAAAGUGCAAUAGAGCAUGCUGGCAACUUCAUAGGUAUUUCUCUGCGGGUAAGGAAGGAGGCCCUGGAGUUUGAGCAGUACUUGAACCUUCGCUUUGGGAAGUACAGCAAUGAUGAGUCCGUGACAUCGUUAGCAGAGUUUGUUGUUCAGAAAAUAACACCCCGACAUGUGGAGCCUGUGAAAAGAGUGCUAGCUCUUACAGAAGCUUGCCUAGUUGAGCGGGAUCCAGCUACCUAUAACAUUGCAACUUUGAAACCUUUAGGCGAGGUGUUUGCCAUAGUGUGUGACUGUGAAAACCCUCAGCUUUUUACCAUUGAGUUUAUCAAAGGGCAAAUUCGGAAAUACUCUUCAACAGAAAGAGAUUCUCUCCUGGCUAGCUUGUUGGAUGGGGUGAGAGCUUCUGGUAACAGAGAUGUCUGUGUGAAAAUGACCUCAACACAAAAAGGCCAGCGCUGGGGAUUGCUCAGCAUGCCGGUAGAUGAAGAAGUAGAGAGCCUCCAUCUGAGGUUUUUAGCUGCUCCUCCAAAUGGUAACUUUGCAGAUGCUGUGUUCAGGUUCAAUGCUAACAUUUCCUACAGUGGGGUGCUACAUGCAGUUACACAAGAUGGUCUGUUCUCAGAGAACAAGGAGAAGCUCAUCAAUAAUGCCAUAACAGCACUGCUCUCACAGGAGGGAGAUGUGGCAGCAUCUAACGCAGAGCUUGAAAGCCAGUUCCAAGCAGUAAGACGACUAGUGGCUUCAAAAGCAGGCUUCCUUGCCUUCACUCAGCUCCCAAAAUUUCGAGAACGAUUAGGAGUGAAGGUUGUGAAAGCUCUCAAAAGGAACAAUGAUGGAGUAACCCAUGCCUCUAUCGACAUGCUUUGUGCUCUUAUGUGUCCCAUGCACGAUGACUACGACUUGAGGCAGGAGCAGUUGAACAAAGCUUCCCUUCUUUCUUCAAAGAAGUUUCUAGAAAAUCUACUGGAGAAGUUCAAUUCCCAUGUGGAUCAUGGGACAGGUGCCCUAGUAAUUAGUUCGCUUCUGGACUUUCUGACGUUUGCCCUGUGUGCUCCGUAUAGUGAGACUACUGAGGGGCAGCAGUUUGACAUGUUGUUGGAAAUGGUGGCAUCUAAUGGAAGAACACUAUUUAAGCUCUUCCAGCACCCUUCCAUGGCAAUUGUGAAAGGAGCAGGUUUGGUAAUGAAGGCAAUAAUAGAGGAAGGAGACAAAGAGAUUGCUACCAAAAUGCAAGACCUUGCCCUCAGUGAAGGUGCCUUACCUCGUCACUUGCACACAGCUAUGUUUACAAUAAGCACAGAUCAGAGGAUGCUUACCAAUAGGCAGUUAAGUAGACAUUUGGUCGGCCUCUGGACAGCUGAGAACAGAACUGCUAUGAACUUGUUGAAACGUAUUUUGCCACCAGGUCUCCUGGCAUACCUUGACAGUGCUGAUCCGGUUCCUGAGAAAGAUGCUGACAGGAUGCAUGUUAGAGAUAACCUAAAAAUUGCAACUGAUCAGUAUGGCAAGUUUAAUAAGGUGCCAGAGUGGCAGAGACUGGCUGGAAAAGCUGCAAAAGAAGUUGAAAAAUUUGCCAAAGAGAAGGUGGAUCUGGUCUUGAUGCACUGGAGAGACAGAAUGGGCAUAGCUCAAAAAGAGGACAGAAACAAUAUGAAUGUUCUUCAGAAGCCAGUGAUACUGAGGAAACGACGCCAAAGAAUAAAAAUAGAAGCAAACUGGGAUCUCUUCUACUACAGGUUUCUUCAGGAUCAUGCUAGAUCAAACUUGAUUUGGAACUUCAAAACACGGGAAGAACUGAGAGACACUCUUGAGUCUGAGAUGAGAGCAUUUAAUAUUGACAGAGAACUCGGCAGUGCUAAUGUUAUCUCAUGGAACCAUCAGGAGUUUGAGGUGAAAUAUGAGUGCCUUUCUGAGGAAAUAAAGAUAGGGGAUUAUUAUCUAAGACUGCUGCUGGAAGAAGAUGAAACUGAAGAAAGUGGAGCAAUCAAAAAAUCAUAUGAAUUCUUCAAUGAGCUCUACCACCGCUUUUUGCUUACCCCAAAAGUGAACAUGAAAUGCUUGUGUCUGCAAGCACUGGCCAUUGUUUAUGGAAGAUGUCAUGAAGAAAUAGGACCAUUUUCUGAUACCAAGUACAUUGUUGGGAUGUUGGAAAGGUGCACUGACAGGCUUGAGCGGGACAGGUUGAUACUGUUUCUCAACAAGCUGAUCCUCAACAAGAAAAAUGUGAAGGACCUGAUGGAUUCCAAUGGCAUUAGAAUACUUGUAGAUCUGCUUACUCUGGCACAUCUUCACACGAGCAGAGCUACAGUCCCUCUGCAGAGCAACGUGAUUGAGGCAGCACCUGAUAUGAAGAGGGAGAGCGAGAAGGAGUGGUACUUUGGGAAUGCUGACAAAGAAAGGAGUGGGCCUUACAGCUUUCAAGAGAUGCAGGAGUUAUGGAACAGUGGAAAGCUCACUUCAAAAACGCGUUGCUGGGCCCAGGGUAUGGAUGGCUGGCGACCGUUGCAGGUCAUCCCUCAGCUGAAGUGGUGCCUGCUUGCCAGUGGGCAGCCUGUGUUGAAUGAGACUGACCUUGCCACGCUUGUACUCAACAUGCUCAUCACAAUGUGUGGAUACUUUCCCAGCAGGGAUCAAGACAACGCUAUCAUAAGACCUCUGCCUAGAGUGAAAAGGCUGUUGUCAGAUGGUACCUGCCUUCCUCAUAUCACUCAGCUACUGCUGACCUUCGAUCCCAUCCUUGUGGAGAAAGUGGCUAUAUUGCUGCUCCAUGUCAUGCAGGACAACCCUCAGCUGCCGAGGUUUUACCUGAGUGGAGUGUUUUUCUUCAUCAUGAUGUACACAGGUUCCAAUGUGCUGCCUAUUGCAAGGUUUUUGAAAUACACACAUACAAAACAAGCUUUCAAGUCUGAAGAAACUAAAGGUCAAGAUAUAGUCCAAAGAAGUAUACUUGGACAUGUUCUUCCUGAAGCAAUGGUGUGUUACUUAGAAAACUAUGAACCUGAAAAAUUUUCUGAGAUAUUCCUUGGAGAGUUUGACACUCCAGAAGCAAUUUGGAGCAAUGAAAUGAGGCGUCUUAUGAUAGAGAAGAUUGCUGCUCAUCUUGCUGACUUCACCCCUCGCCUUCAAAGCAACACAAGAGCACUCUACCAGUACUGCCCCAUCCCAGUCAUCAACUACCCACAGCUGGAAAAUGAGCUCUUCUGCAACAUUUAUUACCUCAAGCACCUCUGUGAUACACUCCGAUUUCCAGACUGGCCCAUUAAAGAUCCGGUUAAGCUGUUGAAAGACACACUAGAAGCUUGGAAGAAGGAAGUAGAAAAGAAGCCACCUACCAUGUCAAUAGAUGAUGCUUAUGAAGUCCUUAACCUUCCCAAAGGACAAGGCCAGCAUGAUGAAAGCAAGAUCAGGAAGGCUUACUUCAGGCUGGCACAAAAAUACCACCCAGACAAGAAUCCAGAAGGCAGGGAUAUGUUUGAAAAAGUGAAUAAAGCAUACGAGUUUCUAUGCACAAAGUCUGCCAAGGUGAUAGAUGGGCCCGACCCAGAAAACAUCAUUUUGAUCUUAAAAACUCAAAGCAUCCUCUUCAACAGGCAUAAGGAAGAGCUGAAACCAUACAAGUAUGCAGGCUACCCUAUGCUGAUUAAGACUAUCACCAUUGAAACAUCAGAUGACCUUUUGUUUUCCAAAGAAUCUCCUCUCCUGCCUGCUGCUACAGAGCUUGCUUUCCACACUGUCAAUUGCUCAGCAUUAAAUGCAGAAGAAUUGAGAAGAGAAAAUGGAAUUGAGGUGUUGCAGGAAGCGUUCAAUCGCUGUGUGGCAGUACUGACUCAUUCUAGUAAACCAGAUGAUAUGUCUGUGCAGGUCUGUGGAUACAUCAGUAAGUGCUACAGUGUGGCUGCGCAGUUUGAGGAAUGCAGAGAGAAGAUUACAGAAAUGCCUAACAUCAUUAAGGACCUCUGCAGACUGCUGUAUUAUGGCAAGAACAUACCACGAGUAGCUGCUUUGGGAGUAGAGUGUGUUAGCUCCUUUGCCUUGGAUUACUGGCUACAAACACACUUGUUCCAAGCUGGAGUCCUCUGGUACUUACUGGGUUACCUCUUCAACUAUGACUACACGCUGGAGGAGAGCGGCAUCCAGAAAAGUGAGGAUUCCAAUCAGCAGGAGGUAGCAAAUAGCCUUGCUAAGCUUAGUCUCCUGGCCUUGAGUCGCCUUGGAGGGUAUCUCUCUGAAGAACAAGCAACACCUGAAAACCCAACCAUCAGGAAAAGCUUGGCUGGGAUGUUGACACCCUACGUUGCAAGGAAACUCGCUGUGCUCAGUCCUGCUGAGACUCUGAAGACACUUAACAGUAACACAGAGAACCCCUACUUGAUCUGGAACAAUGGAACAAGAGCUGAAUUACUUGAGUUUUUGGAAUCUCAGCAAGACAGCAUGAUUAAGAGAGGUGACUGUGACAAGAGCUAUGGAUCUGACUUUGUCUUCAGUGACCAUGCAAAGGAACUUAUCGUCGGAGAGAUUUUUGUAAGGGUCUACAAUGAGGUCCCUACCUUCCAGCUAGAGCUCCCUAAAGCAUUUGCUGCAAGCCUCUUGGAUUACAUAGGCUCACAAGCCCAGUACCUUCAUACACUAAUGGCAAUAACACAGACUGGGAAAGUGGAGUCCAAUCAACAUGGAGAUCGGUUACGCAGAGUUGAGAUGGCCCUGGAGGCUCUGAGAAACGUGAUAAAGCACAACCCAGGUUCUGAGUGUGAAUGCAUAGGGCACUUUAAGUUGAUAUUUUCCCUCCUGCGUGUUCAUGGAGCUGGCCAGGUGCAGCAGUUGGCUCUGGAGGUAGUAAACAUAGUAACCAGUAACCAGGAAUGUGUUAACAACAUUGCUGAGUCAAUGGUCCUGGCUAACCUGCUGGCACUCCUGCAUUCCUUACCUUCAAGUCGGCAACUUGUCCUUGAGACUUUGUACGCAUUGACAUCGAGCACAAAGAUCAUCAAAGAGGCCAUGGCAAAAGGUGCUUUAAUCUACUUACUGGAUAUGUUUUGCAACUCAACUCACCCACAGGUCCGAGCCCAAACAGCUGAGCUCUUUGCCAAAAUGACUGCAGAUAAGCUGGUGGGUCCAAAGGUCAGAAUUACACUAAUGAAAUUUUUACCUGGAGUCUUCAUGGAUGCCAUGAGAGACAGCCCUGAAGCUGCUGUUCAUAUCUUUGAGGGGACUCAUGAAAAUCCUGAGUUAAUUUGGAAUGACAGCUCCAGGGAGAGAGUGUCAACAACAGUUCGAGAAAUGAUGCUUGAGCACUUUAAACUGCAGAGGGACAACCCUGAGACUAACUGGAAGCUGCCUGAAGACUUUGCUGUGGUGUAUGGUGAGGCAGAAGGUGAACUUGCAGUGGGGGGAGUCUUCCUAAGGAUUUUUAUCGCCCAGCCGGCCUGGGUUUUACGGAAACCACGAGAAUUCCUCAUUGCCCUGCUGGAAAAACUCACGGAACUACUGGAGAAGAAUAACCCCCAUGGGGAGACGCUGGAAACCAUCACCACCGCGACCGUGUGCCUGUUCAGCGCGCAGCCCCAGCUGGCUGACCAGGUCCCCCCGCUGGGCCACCUGCACAAGAUCAUCCAAGCCAUGAGCCACAGGAACAGCGCUGUUCCCAAAAGUGCCAUUCGUGUCAUGCACAUCCUGGCUGACAAUGAGCUGUGUGUCCGGGCGAUGGCGUCACUGGAGACCAUUGGCCCCCUGAUGAACGGCAUGAAGAAGAGGUCGGACAUUGUGGGCAUAGCCUGUGAAGCACUUAACCGCAUGUUCCAGAGGGAGCAGAGUGACCUGGUAGCCCAGGCUUUGAAAGCAGAUUUGGUCCCAUACCUUCUAAAGCUUCUUGAAGGUGUUGGCCUUGAGACCCUGGAAAGCCCAUCUGCAACAAAAGCUCAGAUUGUGAAAACACUGAAGUCCAUGUCCCGCAGCCUGCAGUAUGGAGAGCAGGUGAAUGAAAUUCUGUCUCGUUCCUCUGUCUGGAGUGCCUUCAAGGAUCAGAAACAUGACUUGUUCAUUUCUGAGACACAAACAGCAGGAUACCUCACAGGCCCUGGAGUUGCAGGUUACCUUACUGCAGGGACAACUUCCUCUGUAAUGCCCAGCGUACCACCCCCGGUAGACCACGAGGUGGGAGACAUCAGCUAA
Molecule: messenger RNA, 6738 nt
Organism: Indicator indicator
Lineage: Eukaryota; Metazoa; Chordata; Aves; Piciformes; Indicatoridae
Gene: DNAJC13
Product: DnaJ heat shock protein family (Hsp40) member C13
Exons: 56
Coding region: 1-6738 (2245 amino acids)
Biological process (GO): receptor-mediated endocytosis; endosome organization; regulation of early endosome to late endosome transport
Cellular component (GO): endosome membrane
Source: RefSeq, a predicted model, not a curated record